Molecule: messenger RNA, 354 nt
Organism: Drepanopeziza brunnea f. sp. 'multigermtubi' MB_m1
Lineage: Eukaryota; Fungi; Ascomycota; Leotiomycetes; Helotiales; Drepanopezizaceae
Source: RefSeq, a predicted model, not a curated record
AUGAAGUUCAUCAACGCCAUCGUCGCCGCAGCCGUUCUGGCAGCGUCUGCAGUGACAGCAAAAGAAACCAUCGAAAUUUGCCGCAACAACUUGCUCGUCUUCUGCGAGAUCAAUGCCCCAGCCUGGAAUCGCGAUUGCGUCGAACUCGGUGUUGAGUAUGACAAUCUCGUCAGCUCGUUCGAUACACGCGGUCUGACCUGCGAGUUCUACGAUGAACCCGGGUGCUCCAAGGAUACCGCAUGGUUUGAACACACCGGUAAAAUGCCUGCCCUCAAUGCCGCCCCUGCUGGAAAGGAGGGUUGGGAUGACAGGAUCUCCUCAUACAAAUGCAUACCUCCGCAGGAGGAGCGUUAA